Molecule: messenger RNA, 991 nt
Organism: Aplysia californica (California sea hare)
Lineage: Eukaryota; Metazoa; Mollusca; Gastropoda; Aplysiida; Aplysiidae
Product: protein hairy
Biological process (GO): regulation of transcription by RNA polymerase II; anterior/posterior pattern specification; regulation of neurogenesis
Cellular component (GO): nucleus
Molecular function (GO): RNA polymerase II cis-regulatory region sequence-specific DNA binding; DNA-binding transcription factor activity, RNA polymerase II-specific; protein dimerization activity
Source: RefSeq, a predicted model, not a curated record
AGGGCGCCCAGGUAUCGCGACUGGAGAAAGCAGACAUCUUGGAGAUGACGGUCAAGUACUUACGCCACGUCCAGAGCCAGAGCGUCAGAGCUGUGGUCAAACUAGAGCCAGAAGUGGCCGCCAAAUUCCAGGCAGGUUACACAGAGUGCGCCGCAGAGGUCAUCAGGUACAUGGACUCGGUCACCGGCGUGACGUCAGACGUGAGGUCAAGGUUGGAGAGCCACCUGGUUGAGAGACUUAGGGGGUCAGUGAGUGCACCAGCUGCCGCCGCUGCGCCCACCUCUGCUGGCGCUGCUGGUAUCACUGCUGCUGUUCCUAUGUCCCACUCUUCCAUGUCUGCAACACGCCAGCACAACCAGACCGUCAGACUGGCGCCGGUCUACGCAGGAGACGCCAUGAUGGGGAACGCGAUGACGUCACACCAUGCCGUGAAUCACAUGACAGGGGGAAGUGAUGAAUCCUCUACGCAUUACCAAACAGCUGUUGAUCUGGCCAAUAUGGCUGCCAUGGUCACAGCUAAAGACAUCAAUGCAGCUUCUUCAUCAUCGGUUCAACCAUUGAACGGUGGAAGCCAGUGUGUCAAACAAGAACGGACUUCCUCGACUUCGUGUACCUUUUCUAAAGCACAAUGCACAUCCCCCCAAAAACAGCAUCACGACCAGAUGACGACGUUCUCAGACCAACAGACAGACAGCUAUGGUUCGAGAUCCCAUAGUAUACCAUCUCCGGAAAAUGUCGGUUAUCAGGGGAUUCCGACUCCGGAAUCGGCUUACGACGACUACUCCCCGUCCCCAUCUCCUGUACACAACAAACGUCGACGUCACACAAGCACCAGCAGUACAGAGUCCUUGACCUUCAGAAGGUCACCAGAUUCCGAAGUCUUCACUGACUGCCGAGGUGGUCAAAAUGACAGGAACAAUAAUUACGUCAGUGAUCCCAAUAACAAUUAUCUCAGCCACAACUACAACAAUGACAACAAUAACAAUAAUAA